AUGGCAAGAAAGAUAGCAAAUGAACUCCAGGAGUAUAUGAACGAGAUCGAGAAAAUCAUAGAGAGCGAUAAAACACCCAGGGAAAGGAUUAACUCAAAGAGAAGGAAAAUGCAAAGACUUGGCGGACAUGUAAAGAAGCACCCCACUCCGCUCAAUCGCAUACUGGAAAGGAUAGAAAGAAGAAAGGCAAGUGUGAUUGCCGAGAGGGAGAGGAUGGAGUCCAUGGGGAUUUCCAAGAAGAAAAAGAGAGCUAGAUGA
Molecule: messenger RNA, 258 nt
Organism: Encephalitozoon cuniculi GB-M1
Lineage: Eukaryota; Fungi; Microsporidia; Unikaryonidae
Exons: 1
Coding region: 1-258 (85 amino acids)
Source: RefSeq, marked provisional